This is a messenger RNA of Lethenteron reissneri (Far Eastern brook lamprey), 11057 nucleotides long. Its product is annotated as talin-2-like. Lineage: Eukaryota; Metazoa; Chordata; Hyperoartia; Petromyzontiformes; Petromyzontidae. Gene Ontology annotation, cellular component: plasma membrane; ruffle; cytoplasm. Gene Ontology annotation, molecular function: actin filament binding; structural constituent of cytoskeleton; integrin binding. The record is from RefSeq and is a predicted model, not a curated record. Gene Ontology annotation, biological process: cell-cell adhesion; actin cytoskeleton organization.
GCGCAUCCCACCACCACCUCCUCCUCCUCCUCCUCCACCUCCUCCCAGCGUGUGAGAGCGAUCGGAGCACACAGAGCCACGGAACAGCACCGCUCGCCUAGUCUCGUCUCCCCCUCCAGCCACGGAGCAGCGGCAGCAGCAGCAGAAGCCAGCGAGCCCCCCCCCUCUCCGUGGAAGCGGAUGUUGUGAGCUGUGACCUUAUGAGCACGUGGCCUUGAAGAAAACCUCAGCACAGGAGGAAUCGUACAGGUUUUGACAGAGCGGGGGCACAGGCGUUAGAGAAGACUCGCCAAGAUGGUGGCCCUUUCGCUCAAGAUCUGCGUGCGGCACUGCAACGUGGUGAAGACCAUGCAGUUCGAGCCGUCCACCGUGGUGUGGGACGCCUGCCGCAUCAUCCGCGAGCGGGUUCCCGAGGCCCAGUCCGGCGAAGUGAUGGACUUUGGGUUGUUCUUGGCGGACGAGGACCCCAAGAAGGGCAUCUGGCUGGAGGGAGAGCGCAAUCUGGAUUACUACAUGCUGCGGGACGGGGACCUGCUCGAGUACAAGCGCAAGGUGCGCCCUCUCAAGGUGCGCAUGCUUGAUGGCAUGAUCAAGACUGUGAUGGUCGACGACUCCAAGACGGUCGGGGAUCUGCUCAUCACCAUCUGCACGCGCAUCGGCAUCACAAACUAUGACGAGUACUCGUUGAUCUGGGAGGGUGGCGGCGAGGAGAGGAAGGAGGAUGGCCCCACGUCGCCGCGCACGGGCACGCUGAAGGGUGGCACGCCGCGCACGGGCACGCUCAAGGGUGGCACGCUGCGGUCGGGCACGCUCAAGAAGGACCGCACGCUGCUGCGCGACGAGAAGAAGAUGGAGAAGCUCAAGCAUAAGCUGCACACGGACGACGAACUGAACUGGGUGGACCACGGGCGCACGCUACGCGAGCAGGGUGUGGAGGAGAACGAGACGCUACUGCUGAGACGCAAGUUUUUCUACUCGGACCAGAAUGUGGAUUCACGUGAUCCUGUUCAGCUCAAUCUGCUCUACGUGCAGGCUCGAGAUGACAUCCUCAACGGCUCGCACCCCGUCUCGUUCGACAAGGCGUGCGAGUUCGCCGGCAUUCAGGCGCAGAUCCAGUUUGGGCCACACGUGGAACACAAGCACAAGGCUGGCUUCCUGGAUUUAAAGGAGUUUUUGCCCAAGGAGUAUGUGAAACAGAAAGGAUCAGAAAAGAAGAUUUUUCAGGCUCACAAGGAGUGCGGCGAGUUCAAUGAGAUCACGGCCAAGUCCAAGUACGUGAAGUUGGCUCGCUCGCUGCGUACCUACGGAGUGUCCUUCUUCCUCGUGAAGGAAAAGAUGAAGAGCAAGAACAAGCUGGUGCCUCGCCUGCUGGGCGUCACCAAGGAGUCGGUGCUGCGUGUGGACGAGCGCACCAAGGAGGUGAUGCAGGAGUGGCCGCUCACCACCGUCAAGCGCUGGGCCGCCUCGCCCAAGAGCUUCACCCUCGACUUUGGCGACUACCAAGUGGGAUACUACUCAGUGCAGACGACAGAAGGCGAGCAAAUUUCCCAGCUCAUCGCUGGAUACAUUGACAUCAUCCUCAAAAAGAAACAAGCAAAGGACAGGUUUGGGCUGGAGGGCGAUGAGGAAUCUACGAUGCUCGAAGAAUCCGUCUCGCCCAAAAAGUCCACCAUCCUGCAGCAGCAGUACAACCGCGUGGGCAAGGUGGAGCAUGCCUCCGUGGCGCUGCCGGCCAUCAUGAGGCCGGGCGCGGGCGGGCCGGACACCGUCAACUGGGGCAUGAUGCCCGUGGCCCAGCAGCAGGUCACCAGCGGACAGAUGCACAAGGGUCACAUGCCCCCGCUGUCUUCAGCGCAGCAGGCUCUCGUGGGCACCAUAACAUCCAGCAUGCAGGCCGUGCAGCAGGCACACGGGGACCUGGGAGACAUGGAUUCCCUGCCACCCCUUGGCGAUGACGCUGAAUCCCAGUCGUGGCGUCGGAACAAGAUGGACGAGUCCAAGCAUGAGAUCCACUCGCAGGUGGACGCCAUCACCGCUCACACGGCUUCCGUCGUCAACCUCACCGCAGGAGACCCCGCAGACACGGACUACACGGCCGUGGGCUGCGCCGUCACCACCAUCUCGUCCAACCUGACGGAGAUGUCCAAGGGCGUGCGCCUGCUCGCUGCGCUACUCGACGAUGAGGGGGCCAACGGGCAGGACCUGAUGCAGGCGGCACGAGGCCUCGCGUCCGCUGUGUCCGACCUGCUCAAGACGGUCGACCCCAGCACGGCCGAGCCCCGGCAGAGCGUUUUGACUGCGGCCGGGAACGUCGGGCAGGCAAGCGGGGAGUUGCUGAGGACAAUCGGAGAGGACGAAGCCGACCAAAGCUUCCAGGACAUGCUGAUGCAGCUCGCCAAAGCCGUGGCCAAUGCAGCCGCCACCCUGGUGCUCAAGGCGAAGAACGUGGCUCAGCGUACCGAGGACCCGGCGCAGCAGAACCGUGUGAUCGCCGCCGCCACCCAGUGCGCCCUCUCCACCUCGCAGCUCGUCGCCUGCACCAAGGUGGUGGGUCCCACCAUCCGCUCGCCGGCGUGCCAGGAGCAGCUGAUGGAGGCGGGCAAGCUGGUUGCGCGCGCCGUCGAGGGCUGCGUGCAGGCGUCGCAGGACGCCACCGAAGAGGAGGAGCUGCUGCGCCAGGUGGGCGAGGCCGCCACUGCCGUCACGCAGGCCCUCAACGACUUGCUGCGCCACGUGCGCCAGUACGCCGCCAGCCUCACGGGCCGCGCGGGCCCGGGCGGACGCGUUGAGGAUGAGGAGGACGAAGAGGAGGAGGAGGAGGAAGAAGAAGAAGACGAGGAAGAGGAGGAGGAAGAAGAGGAACUGCAGACGGAACCGUACGUCCAGGCCACUGACACCAUCCUCACGGCCACGGAGAACAUCUUCGGCUCCAUGGGCGACGCUGGCGAGAUGGUGCGACAGGCUCGCCUGCUGGCCCAGGCCACGUCGGACCUCGUCAAUGCCAUCAAGGCGGACGCCGAGGCCGAGCAGGACCAGGAGAACGUCCGUAACCUCCUGGCGGCGGCACGGGUGCUGGCGGACGCCACGGCGCGCAUGGUCGAGGCCGCCAAGGGAGCGGCAGCCAACCCGGAGAACGAGGAGCAGCAGCAGAAGCUGCGGGAGGCAGCCGAGGGCCUGCGCGUCGCCACCAACAUCGCGGCACAAAACGCCAUCAAGAAAAAACUCACCAACCGCCUCGAGCAAGCAGCGAAGCAGGCAGCCGCUGCCUCCACGCAGACCAUCGCGGCAGCGCAGCACGCCGCCUCCUCCAACAAGAGCCCCAACUCACAGCAGCAGCUGGUGCAGAGCUGCAAGGUGGUGGCGGACCACAUCCCCCAGCUCGUGCAGAGCGUGCGGGAAAGCCAGUCGACCCCGGACAGCCAGCAGGCCCAGCAGAGCCUCAUCACGUCCAGCCUCGGCUUCCUGCAGCCCGGCAACCAUCUGGUGGCAUCGGCCCGUGCCGCCGUGCCGACGGUGGAGAACCAGGCGUCGUCAAACCAGCUGGGCACUUGCGCCAAGAACCUGGCAGCCUGCCUGUCCGAGCUUCGCGCCGCCGCGCACAAGGCCCAGCAGGCGUGCAGCCCCACGGAGGGGCAAGACUCGGCGCUGGAGCUCGUGCGAGCGCUGGAGAAUGAGCUGGAGGAGGCCAAGACCGAAGUGGCGCAGGGGCGCCUCAAACCGCUGCCUGGCGAGACGCUGGAGUCCUGCUCUCUCGAGUUGGGUUCCGCCUCCAAGACCGUGGGCUCUGCCAUCGCACAGCUCCUCACUGCCGCCUCGCAAGGAGACGAGAGCUUCACCGACCACGCGGCACAUGAGGCGGCGGAGGCCCUGCGCGGGUUGGCCGCGGCGGCCCGUGGGGUGGCGGCCAACACGGCCGACCCCCUGGCCCAAGAGGCCGCCCUGGAGACGGCGCGCGACGUCAUGGACAAGUCGGCCAACCUCCUGCAGGAGGCCCGCAAGGCGGCCGCCAACCCCGGCGAUCCCGACAACCAGCAGCGCCUCGCACAGGUAGCCAAGGCAGUGUCCCUGGCUCUCAACAACUGCGUGAACUCGCUGCCGGGGCAGAAGGAUGUCGACUCCGCGCUGCGAAACAUCAACGACGCCAGCAAGCGCCUACAGGCCGACUCGUUCCCACCGAGUGGCCGCUCGUACCACGAGGCGCAGAGCGGCCUCACGCAGGCAGCCGCCGGCCUCAACCAGGCCACGGGCCGCGUGGUGCACGCCUCCCACGGCUCCAGCCGCGAGCUCGCCACGGCCUCCGGGCGCUUCGGCCGAGACUUCUCCGACUUCCUCGACGCCGGCAUCGAGAUGGCCGGCCUCACACAGACUAAGGAGGACCAGGUGCAGGUGAUUGGGAACCUCAAGAACAUCUCGGUGUCCUCCUCCAAGCUUUUGAUGGCAGCCAAGUCGAUGGUGAUUGACCCUGCAGCCCCGAACGUGAAGAACCAGCUUGCGUCUGCCGCCAGGGCAGUGACGGACAGCAUCAACCUGCUCAUCAGCAUGUGCACACAGCAAGCGCCCGGCCAGAGGGAGUGCGACAAUGCCCUGCGUCAACUCGAGGCUGUGCGUGGGAUGUUGGACAAUCCGACUGAGCCGGUCAAUGACCUUUCCUACUUUGACUGCAUCGAAAGUGUCAUGGACAACUCCAAGGUGCUGGGUGAGGCGAUGGCUGGCAUCUCCCAGCACGCCAAGACUACCGAUCUGCCUGCAUUCGGCGAGUCCAUCGGUUCCGCGUCAAAGGCCCUCUGUGGCCUCACGGAGGCUGCGGCCCAGUCGGCGUACCUUGUGGGCGUUUCGGACCCAGGCAGCCGACCCGGCCAGCAAGGUGUGGUGGAUCCGGCUCAGUUUUCACGCGCUUACCAAGCCAUCCAAGUGGCCUGCCAGAGCCUUCUGGACCCCGCCAGCAACCAGUCUCAGGUGCUGUCAGCAGCGACGAUCGUGGCCAAGCACACGUCGGCGCUGUGCAACGCGUGCCGCGUGGCCUCAGCGCGCACCCCCAACCCGGCCGCCAAGCGCCACUUUGUGCAGUCUGCUAAGGAGGUGGCCAACAGCACCGCCAACCUGGUGAAGACCAUCAAGGCACUGGAUGGGGACUUCUCGGAGGAGAAUCGUGAGCAGUGCCGGACGGCCACGAGCCCCCUCCUAGAGGCGGUCGAGAGCCUCGCCGCCUUCGCCUCCAACCCGGAGUUCGCCAGCGUCCCUGCACACAUCAGCCCCCAGGGCCGCGAGGCGCGGGAGCCCAUCCUGGCUUCCGGGCGCUCCAUGCUGGAUGGGUCCAGCGCUCUCGUGCGGACCGCCCGCUCGCUCGCGCUCAACCCCAAAGACCCGCCGUCCUGGGCCAUCCUCGCUGGGCACUCACGCCUCGUGUCCGACUCCAUCAAGAAGCUCAUCACCUCCAUCAGAGACCGUGCGCCUGGGCAGAGGGAGUGCGACGAGGCCAUCGACACGGUCAACGGCUGCGUCCGAGACAUCGACCAGGCAUCCAUGUCGGCCAUGAGCAACAACCUCUCGCCCCGAGAGGACGUCUCUGCCGAGGCCCUUCAGGAGCAGCUGAUGGCAGCCGUGCAGGACGUGGGCUCGCUGGUGGAGCCUGUGGCGAUGGCAGCUCAUGCCGAGGUCUCUCACCUGGGCGGCAAGGUGUCCCAGCUGGCGGGCCACUUUGAGCCGCUGACCCAGGCGGCUAUCGGGCUGGCCUCCCGGACGGGCACGCAGCCGCGGCAGAUGGCCAUCCUGGACCAGACCAAGACGCUGGCCGAGUCGGCGCUGCAGAUGCUGUACGCGGCAAAGGAGGGCGGAGGCAACCCCAAGGAUUACUCGCUGCACAUUCACGGAUGGGACAACGGCCAUGCCUGUCCCCAGAUGGCGUCGCAGGCCCACGCUGCCAUCGAGGAGGCCAGCCAGCUGAUGCGGGACGCGGUGGACGAUAUCCGCGCCACCCUCAAUGAGGCGGGUUGUGACGGAGGCGAGGUGGGCGGGAUGGUGGAGACGCUCACUCGCUCCCUCAACCAGCUGGAGGAGGGCUCCCCCGUGCAAGUGGAGGGCAGCUUUGUGGACUAUCAGACUGUCAUGGUGAAAACAGUGAAAGCCAUCGCGGUGACCGCACAAGAGAUGGUCACCAAGUCUGUGAGCAGCCCCGAGGAGCUGGGUCCACUGGCCAGUCAGCUGACUGUGGACUACAGCCAGCUGGCCCUGCAGAGCCGGCCGGCUGCCGUUGCUGCCGAAAACGAGGAGGUCGGCACCCAAAUCCGCGGGCGCGUGCACGAGCUGGGCCGCAGCUGCGUGCUGCUGGUGCAGCGGGCGGGCGCCCUGCAAGGCGACCCGGACGACGGCUUCGCCAAGCGGGAGCUGGUGGAGAGCGCUCGCCGCGUCACCGAGAAGGUAUCGCUGGUGCUGGCGGCGCUGCAGGCGGGAAACCGCGGCACCCAGGCGUGCAUCACGGCCGGCAGCGCCGUGUCGGGCAUCAUCGCAGACCUCGACACCACCAUCAUGUUCGCGUCGGCCGGCACGCUCAACGCCGAGGGGGAGGAGUCGUUUGCCGACCACCGGGAGAACAUCCUGAAGACAGCCAAGGCCCUGGUGGAGGACACCAAGAUGCUGGUGGCGGGGGCGGGCGCCAGCCAGGAGAAGCUGGCCCAGGCCGCGCAGUCCUCGGUCGCCACCAUCACCGACCUGGCUGAGGCCGUGAAGCUCGGAGCUGCGAGCCUCGGCUCCCACGACCCCGAGACGCAGGUGGUGCUGAUCAACGCGGUGAAGGACGUGGCCAAGGCUCUGGCGGAGCUCAUCAGCGCCACCAAAUCUGCGGCCGGAAAACCUUCGGAUGACGCCUCCAUGCACCAGCUCAAGGGAGCUGCCAAGGUGAUGGUGACGAACGUGACGUCGCUGCUCAAGACCGUGAAGGCCGUGGAGGACGAGGCGACCAGGGGAACGCGCGCCCUGGAGGCCACCAUCGAGUGCAUCAAGCAGGAGCUCACGGUGUUUGAGUCCAACGACAGACCGGUGGCCGCCUCCACGCCGGAGGAAUUCAUCCGCAUGACCAAGGGCAUCACGCUCGCCACGGCCAAAGCCGUCGCCGCCGGGAACUCGUGCCGCCAGGAGGACAUCAUCGCCACGGCCAACCUGAGCCGCAAGGCCAUCUCCGACAUGCUGUCCUCGUGCAAGAGGGCGGCGUACCACCCGGACGUGAGCGAGGACGUCCGCUCCAGGGCUCUGCGCUUCGGCCGCGAGUGCACUGUGGGCUAUCUGGAGCUGCUGGAACACGUGCUGGUGAUCCUGCAGCGACCCACGGCUGAGCUGAAGCUCCAGUUGGCUGCCUUCUCCAAACGCGUCGCCAACUCCGUCACCGAGCUCAUCCAAGCAGCCGAGGCCAUGAAAGGCACAGAGUGGGUGGACCCCGAGGACCCCACGGUUAUCGCGGAGGCCGAGCUGCUGGGAGCCGCUGCCGCCAUCGAGGCCGCGGCAAAGAAGCUGGAGCAGCUGAAGCCGCGUGCCAAGCCCAAGGAGGCGGACGAGUCGCUCAACUUUGAGGAGCAGAUUCUGGAGGCGGCGAAGGCGAUCGCGGCGGCCACGAGCGCCCUCGUCAAGUCAGCUUCAGCCGCACAGCGCGAGCUCGUCGCUCAGGGCAAGGUCGGAGCCAUUCCUGCUAAUGCAGCAGAUGACGGGCAGUGGUCCCAGGGUCUCAUCUCAGCGGCACGCAUGGUGGCGGCCGCCACGAGCAGCCUGUGCGAGGCGGCCAACGCGGCCGUUCAGGGCCACGCGAGCGAAGAGAAGCUCAUCUCGUCCGCCAAGCAGGUGGCCGCCUCCACGGCGCAACUGCUCGUCGCCUGCAAGGUCAAGGCCGACGCCGACUCCGAGGCCAUGCGGCGGCUGCAAGCCGCCGGCAAUGCGGUCAAGCGAGCAUCCGACAACCUCGUGAGGGCUGCCCAGAAGGCAGCGUUCGAGCAGCAGGAGGAAACCAACGUCAUCGUCAAGUCGCACUUUGUGGGUGGCAUCGCGCAGGUUUUCAGAAAUGAGCUUUGCUCGUGGAGGAGUGGCAGCCUCGAGAACUAUAGUUACUCUUACAGUUACAAUUAUAAUAGCGGCGCAGGAGGAGAUGCUGAGAAAGGAGCGCGAAUUGGAGGAGGCCCGCAAGAAGCUGGCUCAAAUACGGCAGCAGCAGUACAAGUUCCUCCCCUCGGAGCUCCGGGACGACCAGGAGUGAACCAGAUGCCCCCCCCUGGCAUGACCGACACCGAUGCCACCUUGUGGCCGAACAGUCCCACUCUCUCCUCCACCAGUGCCAACUCCUUGCUCUCCUCUGUGCCAAAAUCCCUUUUCGGUGAUGCUGAAUGCCCGUCCUCCUUGUACGUUGCCACUCGUUUGUUUGUCAGUACGCAAGACAUGAAAGAUUUAGAAGCCCAGUUUGCCAGUCAGGUUGCUGGAGCUUCAAAUCCUCUCCGUGCUGAGUUUGACCUCUUCUCCUCCUCUGCCAAUUCUUGCCCUGAAAUAAAUGUUCCCAUUGCCAAGUCCUCAGUGCCAGAUGCUGGAGACUGCCACCCUGGUUCCACGUCUUUAAAAACUGAUGGUACCUCUUCAUAAACUGGUGUCUCCCCCACCUCCUGUUUAGGUGGAAAGUCACCCAGUAAAGAUGCCAGCCAUUAAAGCCUGCAGCACUUGCGGCUUUUAGCCAGUCUGUUGGCAAAAAUGAUGGAAAUGCUUAUUAUCGCUGAACUCUUUUGGCUCGUUUUAGUUUUGUAUUGCUGGGAAAACGUGUUUUAGUCAAAUAAAAACAGCACAAAUGCAGCUAGAAUUUUUUUUUUGCUAUUUCCCAACGCUUGUCCACGUCUGUCAGUUGGUUGUUUAGUUAUCUCUGAAUGUGAGAUCGUACAUUCUGGGGCUAAAACAAAUAUACAGAAUGACAACCAAAAUGAUCACCUGUUGCUUUAAGACUAGGUAGCUCAUCCACACCUCUUGAUUAAAAAUGUGCAUGUGAUGGGCAGUGAUAUUUCUGUGGAUGAUGCUUCUGGCCUUCAAAUUCUGAAAAAAUUGCGAUUAACUCUUUUGUGAACCAACUUUUUUUUCGCUAGUAAAUUCGCCCACUGAUGACAUGCAUGUAUAUGCCCACCAUUUCUAGUCGCUAAAACUGGACUGAAUGAAUACUCUGGAAUAGGUCAAACUGUUCCCUGGCUGCAGAUUUCCUUAACAGUGUGCACCAAGUAUGUUCCAUGUAAACUAAAUAGUGGGUGCGUUAGGGGAGCAGCAGUAUAGUGGUGAGUUGAUUUCGCUACGAACCUGGUGACACCGAGUUCGAUUUCUGCUCACGGCCAACAUCGGGGACGAUUAUCUGAACAGGUCCCGGGCCUCCCCUAGGUCGACUCGGCCUCAAGGAAGUACCUGUUGCGAAGUGCAAACAUCGCCACGAGAGAGAAAGGUGGCCGGGCGUUGUUGCUGUGACCACCUGUCCUCUCGUGUGUCGUGCCGGCCUUCAGAGGUGCUCGCUAAUCGCACUUGCCCCUACAGUCUGUUCAGGCUUUACGGGGGAUCUUUGUCUUUUUGUCUCGUGUGCCAUGCCCAGCCUUUGUGUGAUCUCUAACAGCACCUGCCCCCAACAGUCUGUUGCGACUAUAUGGGAGGAUGUUUGUUUUUUUGUGUUGUAAGUGUGUGCAAAAAAAGACACUCGCACAUUAGCAAACUCUUUCAAACUCUCCGCUCGGUUUCCAACACCUGCUGUGGACAUAAUGGAAAGUCAUAGCCCAUCAUUGCUCAGCCUUGCCCGAAUUAGAUUUACCAGCCAAGGCAUUGGCAAGUCUUGCAAUGAUCAUGGAGACCCAGGUCUGCCCGAGACAAUUGAGUCACGACUACAUUGUUUUGAAUAAGCAUCGUGACAGUUACCUGCAAAUGUAAGAAAAGCACUGCCGCUAACACUAACUCCCACUUCGCGUGAAGUGAACAUUAUGUAACUCUUUAUGGUGCUGCCCAGAUGUGUUAAGAAUAAUAAGCACACGCUCAUGAGAAAAUUACUUUUGCAUUGAUUGUUUUCCUGAAUUAAAUGUGUUUUCUUUCUUCGCUUGCUUUGAUCUGAUUAGCGUUAAUUAGCACAAUUCAAAGCACACACAAACACCUGCAAAAUAUGGUAGACUCAUUAACUCGUAUUCCUUUCUGUUCAGCAUAAUCUUUAUCACGAAAUGCAAGGUUGCAACACAACGUUAUCCCUCGGCUUCGAAUCUGAUAUGCGGCUGUGUAGGUUUCUUUGGCGAGCCGACACAUAAGCAUCGAUUCCCCCGGCACAUUCUUACAAUUAUUGUUAUCGUCACGAGACGAGAAGUCGUACGUGGUUACGAUAAUCUUGAAACAUUCACAGUAUUACGAACGUACACGCUUGACCGCUGUGAUGUGUGUGUGUGUCGUGUGCCAGAGGGACGUAUCUUAGUCCCACUUCAUCUCUCCUCGUAUAAAUUGCAUUGGGACGGACAGCAUGUUUUUGCAAGUGGAAGAGCGCUCCAUCAUAACUCGCAUCGUCAAACAUGUGGUGCUCUCGUUUGAUUUAUUAUUAUUAUUUGCAAAGCGGGAAUACAAUAGAAACACAACAAUGCUCACUUACCUUCAACUUUUAACAAGAUUUUUAUGAUAAAUGUAUUUACAGUAUUCUUAUAUUCCUAAUUUUAAAAAAGAGCGUGUUAUGUAAGUUCGGGUUUUUUUUUUGGCACGCACAGUAUACAAUCGUGCAUAUAUCUUCAAGUUUUAAACAAAUCCCAGAGCUCAUAUGUACCAACAUUGUUACGCAGCUUAACGUGUAAGCCAUACUCCUAUGCAUAUAACCCUAUACGCCAUCGUAGUGUUGUUCCCCUGCACACGUUUGUCUCUGAUGCCCUCCCUGGUUUGUGGCUGGGUUGUCAUUUUAAGCAAAAAAAAAUCCGUGUAUAAACCGCCAUACCUUUUAAGCCGUGUUACCUGGAAAGUUGAAAGUGUACCGUUGUAAGGAAAUGCAGUGUAUAUUCCUAAUCAUUAAAAAAAUUAUAAUAAACGUAAGCAUUUCUUCUUAA